AUGUCUUCCCAUUAUUCCAUUUAUGUCAGUUAUAUUUUUCACAUGGUGGCUCUUUCUUUGAUAUCUCUGUUGGGGACAACUGGAAACGGUCUGGUCAUCUGGUUCACUGCCUUCAGGAUGAAGAAGACUGUCAACUCUGUUUGGCUCUUAAGUUUGGCAGUAGCCGAUUUUACCUUCUGCCUUUUCUUACCAUUAACUGUCACAUAUUUGGCCCUUAGCUAUACAUGGCCAUUUGGAACCUUCAUGUGCCACCUGAACCAUCUCGUUUUAUUCCUCAAUCUGUCUGCCAGCGUCUUACAACUCACCGUCAUCAGCAUUGACCGCUGCAUCGCCACCAUCUUCCCCGUUUGGUGUCAGAACCACCGCAAUGUGAGGAUGGCUGUAAAAGUCGUUGCUGCCGUUUGGAUACUGUCUCUCAUAUUUAGCAUACCUUACUGUCAAGUAAUUGUAAGAUUUAUUGGCUUUUUUAUUAUUCCCUUUGUGAUCAUUCUCUCGUGUUACAUGGUGAUUUUUUGGCGCAUCCACAGAAAUCGCAUGACCACAUCGACAGAGCCAUUCAAAGUCAUCGCAGCCAUCAUCGCGUCCUUCUUCAUUUGUUGGUUUCCUUAUCACCUCUUUUCCGUAUGGUUGCUCGUCGCACCGAAUGACUUUGAACUCCUCGUUAAGCUUCAUGUUGGCACAGUAAUAUCUACUUGCUUGGCCUAUGCCAACAGUUGUGUCAAUCCAGUUCUCUAUGUCUUCAUGGGCCGUGAUUUCAAGGAGACAUUCUGGAGGUCCAUCCAGUCCGCACUUGAGAAAGCAUUCAGUGAGGAUGCCAACCAACCUGAGUCAAAUAGAAAUAUGGAGGAGCACAUGUCUUCAGCUAUGUCUGCCACAAGCCAGUUGUGA
Messenger RNA from Nanorana parkeri, 888 nucleotides. RefSeq names its product C3a anaphylatoxin chemotactic receptor-like. Lineage: Eukaryota; Metazoa; Chordata; Amphibia; Anura; Dicroglossidae. Gene Ontology annotation, biological process: complement receptor mediated signaling pathway; positive regulation of cytosolic calcium ion concentration; inflammatory response. The record is from RefSeq and is a predicted model, not a curated record. The transcript has 2 exons. Gene Ontology annotation, cellular component: plasma membrane. Bases 1 to 888 code for a protein of 295 amino acids. Gene Ontology annotation, molecular function: complement receptor activity; G protein-coupled receptor activity.